AUGGCUUCAGUGGGAACGGUGGACGCCGUCAUCGACAAAAUGCUCCAGACGGGAGACGGCGUCAUGCAAAAUGUCGACGACUGGCUGGAUAGUGUGAAAUGGAUCGUUCAACAAUCUGCGGAUAUGGGGGAUCGCGAGCAGGUGCGUGGGAGCGUGUGGGUGCUCGCUCGAUGUGUGAGUGCCACACGUCGAUAUGCUACGCUUGGGCAGUUGGGUACCUGUUCAGGUAGGUUGCUGAGUCUUAAUAUCAUAUCAGUGCAUACAGCCCCUGCCAUGGUUGUCACUGAAGCCCAGAACGUGUAG
This is a messenger RNA of Ostreobium quekettii, 303 nucleotides long. Lineage: Eukaryota; Viridiplantae; Chlorophyta; Ulvophyceae; Bryopsidales; Ostreobiaceae. The record is from the annotation of a GenBank genome assembly.